This is a messenger RNA of Nothoprocta perdicaria, 1794 nucleotides long. RefSeq names its product ribosomal protein L9 (gene RPL9). Bases 83 to 661 code for a protein of 192 amino acids. The record is from RefSeq and is a predicted model, not a curated record. Gene Ontology annotation, cellular component: ribosome; cytosolic large ribosomal subunit. Gene Ontology annotation, molecular function: rRNA binding; structural constituent of ribosome. Gene Ontology annotation, biological process: cytoplasmic translation. The transcript is spliced from 8 exons. NCBI's taxonomy places the organism in Eukaryota, Metazoa, Chordata, Aves, Tinamiformes, Tinamidae.
GGGCUACAAGAGCGUGAUGACGUAGCACGGCGGCCCUUUCCUCGGUGCGCGCCGCGAGCCUCUGCUCUGUGUCGCUUGCAGGAUGAAGACCAUCCUCAGCAACCAGACGGUCGACAUCCCCGAGCAAGUGAGCGUGGCGCUGAAGGGCCGCACCGUCAUCGUCAAGGGCCCGCGCGGGACCCUGCGCCGCGACUUCAACCACAUCAACGUGGAGCUCUCGCUGCUGGGCAAGAAGCGCAAGAAGUUACGGGUUGACAAAUGGUGGGGUAACAGAAAGGAGCUGGCAACAGUUCGCACAAUUUGCAGCCAUGUGCAGAACAUGAUAAAAGGUGUUACACUGGGCUUUCGUUACAAGAUGAGGUCCGUGUAUGCUCACUUCCCCAUCAAUGUAGUUAUCCAGGAUAACGGCUCCCUUGUGGAAAUCCGAAACUUCCUGGGAGAGAAGUACAUUCGCAGAGUGCGCAUGAGACCAGGUGUUACCUGUGCGGUGUCUCAAGCUCAGAAGGAUGAACUGAUCCUUGAAGGGAAUGACAUUGAAUUGGUCUCCAAUUCAGCUGCCUUGAUCCAGCAGGCCACUACAGUCAAGAAUAAGGAUAUCAGGAAAUUCUUGGAUGGUAUCUAUGUUUCCGAGAAAGGAACAGUGCAGCAGGCAGAUGAGUGAAACUCUGCUGGUUGUCCAGAUCUUAAACCACAAACUACCAUGAGAUAAACUAUCAACAGAGCACUCUAUCAAGCAGACCACCCUAUCAGGAAGUAUUGGAUCUGGUGUAAAAAUGGAGCAAGAUGAGAGAUUAAAUAAAAUACAUCUUAUUUCAUAUUUUGGUUCUUUUUUUUAAUAACUAAAUGGUGAUGGCUAUGAAUGUUCCUAAGACUACUUUGGGGAAUUUCACAGGGUAAUACAGCGUUGCAUUAGUGCUGUGGGUGUGUUUACCUGUGUUGUGUUUUUUUUUAACCCUUCUCUGAGAACUUAAGGAAUCUUAAGUCAAUUUACAUAGGGAAACUGCAAUUAUACAAACCAAAGUAAGUUAAAAACUAAAUCUGGGAGCACUAGAACUAAAUCCCCAAUAUUGUAUUUAAAUUGGAGAGAUUGAGAAGCCUGAAAACACAAUGUUUUUGCAGUAUUAUUGAUGCAGGAAAACCAAGGGCUCUGCCUCUGGAUUUGGCUAGAGCCGAUGGCUGAAUUUCAGUGAUAGUGAUAUGUGUCAUCUGGGAACUGUAGUUCCUGUUCUGUGGACUUUCUUGUUUGCUAGUCUUAAUGUAGCAACAAAUUGUUGGGAUUUUGUGCUGUUACUUGGUAUAUUCAAACUGUGGGAGAUAAAAAUCACCUUAAAGAAGAGACGAGGAUAAUGCAAAGACAUAUUUGGCAGCAAACUGCUAAAGCUCCAUAUUGAGGGAAGAUUCUGCAUGUGCAUCAUGAUAUACAUUGAGGAUAGUUUUUAAGAUGUGGUUCUCAUUUUUAAGAUGUGGUUCUCAUGCCAUUGAGAUUGUUGCACUAACUGCUGUUAAAAUGAAUAAGGAAUUCAAGGUGGUGAGUAUUGUUACGGCUGUAUUUUGAUUUCCAGAUGAUAAAUUUGACAACCGCCCCCGCCCCCAAGUUGCUGUGGGUAAUAACUAGUCAGUGUCCUUGGGUAUUGAAGAGAUACGUGCAUGUCUAACCCAGGUACUGCUUGCUGCACUAGCAGAACACGGGCCAGAGUCUCCAGUCACUAGUGCUUACAUUUUAUGAACCUUGCUCAGUGUUAACAUACAUUGAAUCAUAAGAAAUACUCCCAUGCACUUAAAAAAAACCUUGGG